AUGGGGGCGGUGACAAUGGCGAGCAGCUUCCUCGUCCUCCGCCCGCGGGCGUCUUUGCCGUCGGCGUCGCAUCCUCGUCGUGCGCCCACGAGCGCCCCGCGGCGCCUCCUGGCCACGGCUGCUGAAACUCAUCCGCGGGAGGGGCUCUCCGUGGUGGCCGGCGAGACGAGGGCGAGGGCGACGACGACGCGGCUCUACUCGCUGGCGCCGUGCCCGGUGCUGCUGGCGGCGCUGCUGCCGGGGGCGGAGCCCAUCAGCGCGGCGUUCGAGCCCUUCGUGGAGCUGGUCAGGACCUUCAGCCUCCCCGACUGGCUCGUGCACUGGGGACACCCCGGCAACAUGGCCGUGGUGCUGUUCGCAAUGGGUGGGUACGGGACAUACCUGGGAUUCAGGAUCAAGCUGUCUGACGACCCUGAGGAGAAGGCCAAGGCCAAGGACCUCCACCCCAAGCUCCUCGGCGGCAUGUUCUUCUUCUUCGCCCUCGGUGCCACCGGCGGGGUCACCGCCCUCCUCACCUCCGGCAAACCAAUCCUCGAAAGCCCUCACGCGGUAACCGGUGCCAUUGGCCUUGCACUCCUGACCGUGCAGUCUCUCCUGCCAACAUUGUUUGAGGGAAACCCUGGGCUGAGAGGCGCGCACGGCCUACUCGGCAGCAGCAUCAUGACGCUCUUCCUUUUCCACACCGCGUUUGGGCUGCAGCUCGGCCUCAGUUUUUAG
Triticum turgidum subsp. durum (durum wheat) is the source of this 717-nucleotide messenger RNA. The record is from the annotation of a GenBank genome assembly. Lineage: Eukaryota; Viridiplantae; Streptophyta; Magnoliopsida; Poales; Poaceae.